AUGACUGAACUCUUCACUCCUUACAAUUAUGUACAGAAGAAUUAUUAUUACCAAAAACAUCCUCUGAAGACGGCAAAAACUGGUUUACCAAACACACUCUAUGGGGAAUUGCAAAAAGGAAAUCAAAAUCUGCUCUUUUCAAACGAAUUAGACAACAAUAAUGCUAUUCUUCACCAUCUUCUAAAAAUAGAACAGUUGGAUCACCAAACCAAGAUCUUAAUUGAUCAGUUCAAGAUGCUAGAGUCAUGUCCUCUUCUAGGAUCUUUAAAAAGACGUAUUAGCUUACAGACUGGAACGGAGAGCUUACUGAUUGAAAAGCAAAAUCUUGUUUCCAACUUACCUAUGAACAUGCCGAUUCAAAAUAUAUUUGAAAAACAUAUGAAUGGUAGUAAAGAAUCUGCUAUAUCAACAGGAGACAAAUUAGAGAAAUCUUUUAAAAGAAGUGAUACUGUCCAUAAAUCAGCCCUUAGGAGGUUUAAGAGGUUCUACAAAAAGCUUUUCAAGACUCAGAAUAUUAGCAUUGUGAAGAAGAGAUAUGCUAACUGCAAAGUUAGACUGCUCUUCAAUAAAAUGUUAAAAACUUUGAAGACAAUUAUUCCUGAAGAAUGUAUCACAGACGAUGUGAUUUACCUUGCGAUGGGAAUUAUAGGUCUCAAAGAUCCAUCUGCACUUCCUUGUAGUCCAACAGUUCUUCAAGAGAUUUUAGAUAUAGUUGAUUGAGCAAGGAGGUUCUCAAAGAAGAAAUAUGAAUCAUGUCUUCGUUCUGAAAGUUUCAAAGUACUACUCCAAAAAUAUACCGAAAUUUCAUCCAAUUCACAACAAAGAGCCCUGCUACUAUACGAGCCUCUCUAAGACCUUCUCCCAUAAAAUUUGCACCUAAAAAUUC
Moneuplotes crassus is the source of this 886-nucleotide messenger RNA. NCBI's taxonomy places the organism in Eukaryota, Ciliophora, Spirotrichea, Euplotida, Euplotidae. The record is from the annotation of a GenBank genome assembly.